CGCCGGCGGGGGGCGAGGCGGGACGAGGCGGGGCGGGCGGCGCUGCAGUGCCCGACGCGGCGGGCUGGGGGAGCUGUGCCCGCCUGUCCCCAAGGCCCGGGCGGGGACCGGCCAGCUGGGUCGCCGCGCCUCUGGGCUGGCAGGGCGAGGCGGCGCGUUGCCAAGCGCGCCUGGAGCGGGCUCGGGCCCCAAGUCCUCCCGGGCGCCCGGCCGGGGAGGCCCCGGGAGAAGCCGGGUCCCGCGGGGAAGGGAGGCCGCCGAGGCUGCCGCUCCGGCCCGCCCCCGGGUGUCCCGGGCCGCUGGGCCCGCCCAGGUAACCCCAUCCUCGGCCCGCCCCCGGCCCGCCCCCCCGGCCGGCCGCCCGCCUCCGCCGCCGCUCGCAGGCGCUGGGGCGGCGCUGACAGUCUAGUCCGCGCCGGGCAGCGGGCGCAGCAGCGGGCAGGGCUGCCGGCAGGCACGGAGGCAGAGCCCCGCGCGCGCCCCGGCCCGCGCCCGGCGCCGCGCCCCAGCCCACCCGCCGGGCGCCCACCUGCGGCCCGGACGGGAGGCCCCCCGCGGCCGGGCGCCCGCGGCCGCACCAUGAGUCCCCGCUCGUGCCUGCGUUCGCUGCGCCUCCUGGUCUUCGCCGUCUUCUCGGCCGCCGCCAGCAACUGGCUGUACCUGGCCAAGCUCUCGUCGGUGGGGAGCAUCUCGGAGGAGGAGACGUGUGAGAAGCUCAAGGGGCUGAUCCAGCGGCAGGUGCAGCUGUGCAAGCGGAACCUGGAGGUGAUGGACUCCGUGCGCCGCGGCGCCCAGCUGGCCAUCGAGGAGUGCCAGUAUCAGUUCCGGAACCGGCGCUGGAACUGCUCCACGCUCGACUCCCUGCCCGUCUUUGGCAAGGUGGUGACACAAGGCACCCGGGAGGCGGCCUUCGUGUACGCCAUCUCUUCGGCAGGCGUGGCCUUCGCCGUGACGCGCGCCUGCAGCAGCGGGGAGCUGGAGAAGUGUGGCUGCGACAGAACGGUCCACGGGGUCAGCCCCCAGGGCUUCCAGUGGUCCGGCUGCUCGGACAACAUCGCCUACGGCGUGGCCUUCUCCCAGUCGUUCGUGGACGUGCGGGAGAGGAGCAAGGGGGCCUCGUCCAGCCGCGCCCUCAUGAACCUCCACAACAACGAGGCGGGCAGAAAGGCCAUCCUGACGCACAUGCGGGUGGAGUGCAAGUGCCACGGCGUGUCGGGCUCCUGCGAGGUGAAGACGUGCUGGCGCGCCGUGCCGCCCUUCCGCCAGGUGGGCCACGCGCUGAAGGAGAAGUUCGACGGCGCCACCGAGGUGGAGCCCCGCCGGGUGGGCUCCUCCAGGGCGCUGGUGCCGCGCAACGCGCAGUUCAAGCCGCACACGGACGAGGACCUGGUGUACCUGGAGCCCAGCCCGGACUUCUGCGAGCAGGACAUGCGCAGCGGCGUGCUGGGCACGCGGGGCCGCGUGUGCAACAAGACGUCCAAGGCCAUCGACGGCUGCGAGCUGCUGUGCUGCGGCCGCGGCUUCCACACGGCCCAGGUGGAGCUGGCCGAACGCUGCAGCUGCAAGUUCCACUGGUGCUGCUUCGUCAAGUGCCGCCAGUGCCAGCGGCUGGUGGAGCUGCACACGUGCCGGUGACUGCUGCCCCGCGCCCGGCGCCGCCGCGGGCUGGGGACGGCCGGCCGUUCACACAGUCCCCCCCGCCACCCGCCCCCAAAGAUACUGGUUGUAUUUUUUGUUUUGGUUUGGUUUUUGGGUCCUCCUCUGUUAUUUAUUGCCGAAACCAGGCAGGAGACACGUAACCCCCCUGCACCCCGGCCCCGGCAGGGCGCCCGCCGGGGUCUCUCUGAAGCCUGGACCUCGGUGGCUGCCACUGACCAAAAGGACGUUGCUUGUGCCUCCAGCUGUCCACAUGUGGCCGCUGCUGACCGCUCCGCUGUCACGUGUCCGUCUUUCUACCUGCACGCCGAAGGUGGGUAACGAGGAGUGUCCCGGCCACAUGCCAACCGACUCAGCCAUGGCGGGGAAGCGGGGGCCCGGUGGCGUGGGGGAGGGGGGGACAAGGUGCCAGCCCAAUGGACAUGGCACACCAUGCAUACACACGGACCCCUGGCAGCUUCAGCCGGGUCACCUUGUCUCUCAAGGCCCUGGGGAAGGUCAAGGGCAGAAAGACAAAGGCUAGUCACCCGGAGCGGCUGGAGGUCACUCUCGGAGUAGGCAGAGCUGGUGUGAGCCGGACAAGAGGAAGCUCUAGUCCCGCCUCAGGGCCCAGCCCCCUCUGCCGCCCCCCCUUGGCACGUCAGCCCUUACUGCAGGGGCAGAGGCUCCCUUCCCAAGGGAGCACUUCCGGCAGGGCCGCUGCAGGGAGCCUCCCCCUCAGGACCCCGAGAACGGGAAGCACAGCCCCACACACUGACACACUCAUCGGCCACGUGCAAGAGCGCUCUCUCCCCCUGCACUCUGUCCAACGACCCUGACCGCCACGUUCUUGGGAGGUGGACAGGAAUGCCGCUGCCUGUCCCGGCUGAGGGCAGCACUGGGCAGGGCCCGGCAUGCACAAGGCUCCCCAGGACUCCCUGCCCACAGGCCCCCCAGGUCUGAGCCGUGGGGAGGGGCCCAGGCUGGAUGGUGUGAGGGAGAGAGCGAGCAGGGGCUGCAAUCCACAGGCUGAGCCGAAGCCUGGGUCCUUCCAGAAGGUCCGGACAGCGGCAAGGCUGACGGGGUGGGGGUGCAAGGGGGCACUCUCAGCAACUGAGGCACCCUCCCCCCAGCGCCACCCUACGGAAGAGGAGCCCUGUCCCCAUCCCAAGGUGGCCCCAGCAGCCCCGGCCUGGCCCUGUGAGCAGCCAGAGCUGUCAGGAGCCCUGAGCCAAGAGCUCUGGGCACGGCUAGCGCUGGUGUGGCCUGACCCAACUGUUCCCAGAUGGAUUCCCGGCCACCAAGGGAACUGGCUGUCUGCCGCCCUCUGCGCUUCCCCCACAUUGGGGUUCUAGGUUUGAGGUUUGGGAUCCCCUCUGGAACGUCUCACGCCCCAGGCUCUUGGCUCAGGGCUCGGCGUCUGAAUUCAGUCGGAGGUGCAGUCCGGGGGUUGCGCCUCCUGCUGCCGGCUCCCCCGGGGAGAGGGUCAGCACGCUGGGCUCGGGCCAGGCUCUCUGCUCGGUGUCCAUCCAAGGAGGAGGCCAAAGUACGGAGAAGCUGGGGACGGAUCUGAAUGGGGGAUAAUCUCCGGGCAGGCUGGCUCUGAUGUGGAUGAAAGCUGAGCUGACCAAGUGUCCCCGAGGCUGCCCGGCCGGGCCCACUCUCCUCAGGCGAGUCUGGCGAGCUGUCUGCUCCCUGCCAGGGAAAAUACUCUCCCUCGCUGGCCAGAGCCCGACCCUGACACAGGAAGCAGAGACAGCACUGCGCCGCUCUCCCCUCCGCCAGGUCCCGGCCCUGACGGGAACAGGCCCACCAAGUGGGACAACCUGUACCCUUCCAGAAGCUACACCUUUCUGCCCUCCUAGGGGGCUCCUCCGGGGGUCUGAAGGCUGUGACCUGAGCACAAACUGGACUCGAGCAACCUCUGCCCCCACCCUGACAGCUCCCCUGAAGCCAAAGGAAUCCACAGUUGCAGGAGAACGGAGCUACUUGGACGACCAGCUCGAACUGUCCCAAAAGGAAAAGAGAAGGAGCUGGCCCGGGCCCGCUGCAGCGCCCCCACUGUGGGACGGCAGGCGGGUCUGCGUGGCGUGGGACGCCCUCUCCAGAGCCUCGCCCACGCCAAGGCGAACCACUGGGAAGAGAAGUCCCAGUUCUGGAUGCUGCUACCCCUCUGCUACCCCCCCACCCUCCAGUUUUAUACCAGGUCCUCGCCAUUGUGACAACCCCCCGACCCCGAAUAGUCUGAUGCACGAUAAAAUGAUUAUUUCUUUAUCUUGCAAU
Sorex araneus (European shrew) is the source of this 3918-nucleotide messenger RNA. It is a transcript of the gene WNT4, whose product is annotated as Wnt family member 4. The record is from RefSeq and is a predicted model, not a curated record. The coding region runs from base 580 to 1635 and encodes 351 amino acids. Gene Ontology annotation, biological process: canonical Wnt signaling pathway; neuron differentiation; cell fate commitment. Lineage: Eukaryota; Metazoa; Chordata; Mammalia; Eulipotyphla; Soricidae. Gene Ontology annotation, molecular function: cytokine activity; frizzled binding. Gene Ontology annotation, cellular component: extracellular region. The transcript is spliced from 5 exons.